GCCUCCUGGUUGCUUGCAAUCGCAAAAAGGAAGACAUGACCGAGUUUGACGAUUGCAGUCACAGCGCAUCCAAUAUGUAUCUGCCAGGGUGCGCUUAUUACGUCUCACCCUCAGAUUUCUCGACGAAACCCUCUUUUUUGUCGCAAUCGUCUUCCUGUCAAAUGACUUUUCCUUAUUCUUCUAAUUUACCUCAUGUCCAACCUGUGCGCGAAGUAGCAUUCAGGGAAUACGGAUUAGAGCGCAGCAAAUGGCAGUAUAGGGGCAGUUAUGCUCCUUAUUACUCAGCUGAAGAGGUGAUGCACAGAGACUUUCUGCAGCCUGCGAACAGGAGGACGGAAAUGUUAUUCAAAACGGACCCCGUGUGCAGCCACCAUGGACCGUCUCCUGCUGCCUCCAACUUCUACAGCUCGGUGGGGAGGAACGGUAUCCUGCCGCAAGGCUUCGACCAGUUUUACGAGACAGCCCCCGGACCCCCGUACCAGCAGCACUCCGAGGGCGAGGGGGACGCGGACAAGGGCGACUUGAAGCCCCAGAACAGCACUUGCAGUAAAACACCUUCCAGCCAAGAAAAGAAAGUGACAACAGCAAACAGCGCCGAUUCCCCUUCUGGUGAGGCUGUUGCAGAGAAGAGCAACAGUUCAGCGAUUCCUCAGCGAUCAAGGAAAAAGAGGUGUCCCUAUACCAAAUAUCAGAUAAGAGAACUGGAACGUGAGUUUUUCUUCAACGUGUACAUAAACAAAGAGAAGAGACUGCAGUUGUCCAGAAUGCUCAACCUCACUGACCGACAAGUUAAAAUCUGGUUCCAGAAUCGAAGGAUGAAAGAAAAGAAACUGAACAGAGAUCGACUCCAAUAUUUCACUGGAAAUCCCUUGUUUUGA
Messenger RNA from Cygnus olor (mute swan), 878 nucleotides. RefSeq names its product homeobox D11 (gene HOXD11). Lineage: Eukaryota; Metazoa; Chordata; Aves; Anseriformes; Anatidae. Gene Ontology annotation, molecular function: DNA-binding transcription factor activity, RNA polymerase II-specific; RNA polymerase II cis-regulatory region sequence-specific DNA binding. Gene Ontology annotation, cellular component: nucleus. The record is from RefSeq and is a predicted model, not a curated record. Bases 36 to 878 code for a protein of 280 amino acids. The transcript is spliced from 2 exons. Gene Ontology annotation, biological process: regulation of transcription by RNA polymerase II; anatomical structure development.